CCUCAUGUCUCAACACAGGAAGUCCAUGUUUAAGGACCUAGAGGAAGACAUGGACCUUACGGGUAGAAGACAAAAACAUCUGAGCUGAGUGAGCUGUGACUUACACCUAAAAUGAGUCUCUCUGGGGAAAGAGAGGAGGGGAACACUGCUUCUAAAAUGAGUCUAUAUGGGGAGAGAGAGGAGGAGACCACUGCCUCUAAAAUGAGUCUAAUUGGGGAAAGAGAGGAGGGGAACACCGCCUCCAGAAUUACCCAAGACAACAGUUCGAAGAGUGUCCAGAAGCCCAGAGCAGAGUCACCUACAACCAGCCUGCUAUCAAUGAGGAGUGAUCAGCCACCUGCUUUCAGCCAGGAACCAUUACCAGAUGACAAUAAGGAAGUGGAGAGUUUGGACAGUGAGGAUGCAUUAAAGAUCACACACAGCCUUCUGGACAGAAGAAGUCAAACUCUGCUGACAGUCCAACAAGAGAUUAAGGCUAAACUGAAACACAAGUAUCAACACAUAUCUGAAGGAAUUGGACACCAUGGAAACCAAAGUCUGUUCAAGGACAUCUACACAGAGCUCUACAUCACAGAGGGUGGAGGUGGAGGGCUCAAUAAUGAACAUGAGGUUAGACAGAUAGAGAUGGCAUCCAAGAAACAAACCACACAAGAGACACCAAUCAAAUGCAACGACAUCUUCAAGCCUUUACCUGGACAAGACAAACCAAUCAGAACUGUGCUGACCAAAGGAAUCGCUGGUGUUGGAAAAACAGUCUCUGUGCAGAAGGUCAUCCUUGACUGGGCAGAGGGAAAAGCAAAUCAGGACGUUCAUUUCAUGUUUCCUCUUCCUUUCCGUGAUCUGAACCUGAAAAAGGACCAAUACAGUCUGAUGCAACAUAUUUCCCACUACUUGUCAGAGCUGAAAGAGAUUGACAGCAUUGAAGAUGGUGAAACCAAAACUGUUUUCAUUUUUGAUGGUCUGGAUGAGUGUCGACUUCCUCUAGACUUCAAAAACAAUGAAAAGUGCUGUGAUGUCACGAAGCCAACCUCAGUGGACGUGCUGCUGACAAACCUCAUCAAGGGCAAUCUGCUUCCCUCUGCUCUCCUCUGGAUAACCUCACGGCCUGCAGCUGCCAAUCAGAUCCCUCCUGAGUGUGUUGACCAGGUGACAGAGGUACGAGGGUUCAAUGAUCCACAGAAGGAGGAAUACUUAAGGAAGAAAAUCAAAGAUCAGAAUCUGGCCAAUGAAAUCAUCAAACACAUGAAGACCUCAAGGAGCCUCCACAUCAUGUGCCACAUACCAGUCUUCUGUUGGAUAUCAGCCACUGUCCUUGAGAUGAUGCUGAAAGAGGCAGAGAAGGAUGAAGUCCCCAAAACUUUGACCCAGAUGUACUCACACUUCAUUCUCAUCCAAAUCAUUGUGAAGAACAGAAAGUACAACAAAGCCACAGAGACAAACCCAAAGGAACUGUCUCAGUCAGACAAAGAGAUGAUCCUGAAACUGGCCAAGCUGGCUUUCCAACAGCUGCAGAAGGGUAACCUGAUCUUCUAUGAGGAUGACCUGAGAGAGUGUGGCCUUGACGUCACAGAGGCAUCAGAGUACUCAGCAUUGUGUACAGAGAUCUUUAAAGAAGAAUCUGGGCUGUACCAAGACAAGGUCUACAGCUUUUUGCAUCUGAGCAUUCAGGAGUUUCUAGCAGCAGUGCAUGCUUUAGAAUCAUGUCUGGACAAGAAGGAAAAUGUUUUCUCCCCCAAAGCAGUCACUGGUGUUGAUGAUGAUGAUGAGGAGGAGGAAGAUGAGGAAGAUGAGGAGGAAGAUGAGGAGGAAGAUGAGGAGGAGAAUGAUGAUGAGGAGGAGAAGGGAGAGGAUGAAGAAGAGGAGGUGGAGUCAAUCCAGUUGUCUGACUUACACAGGACAGCAGUGGACCAGGCCUUGAAGAGUGAGAAUGGACACCUGGACCUGUUCCUCCGCUUCCUCCUGGGUCUCUCACUGGAGUCCAAUCAGAAUCUGUUACGAGGCCUUCUGACACAGACAGGAAGUACAACACAGACCAAUGAGGAAACAGUUAACAGAACAGUCAGUUACCUUUCAGACAAGAUCAAGGAGGAAUCCUCACCAGAAAGGAUCAUCAACUUGUUCCACUGUCUGAAUGAACUUGGUGCCAACUCUCUAGUUGAAGACAUGCAGAACUCCCUGCAUUCAGGAACUCUUUCAGAAACAAGACUAAAACCUGACCAAUGUUCAGCCCUGGCCUACCUGUUACUGAUGUCAGAGGAGGUGCUGGAGAAGUUUAAACUGAAGAGAUACAACACAUCAGAGAAAGGUUAUCAGAGGUUAAUGCCGGUAGUGAAAACCUGCAAGAGAGCACUACUGGAUGGCUGUAAACUCACAUAUAAAUCCUGUGAGACUCUGGUCUCAAUUCACCAGACACCAAACUGCCCUCUGAGAGAACUGGACCUCAGCUACAAUGACCUGGAAGACAGAGGAGUGAAGCUGCUCUGUGUUGGACUAACCAAUCCACUCUGCAACAUACAGACACUAGUACUAGCCGGCUGUAACCUCACAUAUGAAUCCUGUGAGACUCUGGCCUCAGCUCUGCAGACACCAAACUCUCCCCUGAGAGAACUGGACCUCAGCUACAAUGACCUGGGAGACAGAGGAGUGGAGCUGCUCUGUGUUGGACUAACCAGUCCACUCUGCAACAUACAGACACUAGUUCUUGGUCAGUGUGGUCUGACAGAGGGUUGCUGUUCAGAUCUGGCCUCAGUCCUGAGUUCACCCAACUCACAACUGAAACAACUGGAGCUGAGAGACAAUGACCUGCAGGACUCAGGAGUUACACUGCUGUCUGCUGGACUGAAGGAUCCAGACUAUAAACUACACACACUGGGGCUGUCUGGCUGUCUGGUCACAGAGGAGGGCUGUGCUGCUCUUUCUUCAGCUCUGACGUCAAACCCCUCCCACCUGAAAGAGCUGGACCUGAGCUACAAUCACCCAGGAGACUCUGCAGGGGGACUGCUUUCAGCUGCUCUGGUGGAUCCCACAUAUAAACUGAUGAAUCUGAAUGUGGAUCAUGGUGGAGAGUGCAGGCUGAAAUCAGGGCUGAGGAAAUAUGCCUGUUUUCUCACCCUGGACCCAAAUACAGCAAACCCACACCUGAUACUGUCUGAGGGGAACAGGAAGGUGACAUGGGUGUUGGAGAAGCAACAUUAUGAAGACCAUCCAGACAGAUUCGAUUGUCUUUUCCAAGUUCUCUGCAGAGAAGGCUUAUCUGGAGGUCGUUAUUACUGGGAGGUGGAGAUGGACGGUGACCAGAUUUACAUCGGUGUGGUGUACAAAGGAAUGAAGAGGAAGGGAGAUGAGGAUGACAGUUGGCUUGGACUCAAUAGGAAGUCCUGGUGUUUAUUCUGCUCUGAUAGUGGUUAUGACUUUUACCAUCCCGGAGUCAGUGUCAGAAGAUCAAUCUCUGAUCCUGUUCCUAGCAGAGUUGGAGUGUAUCUGGACUGGUCAGCUGGUACUUUGUCCUUCUAUAGUGUGUCCUCCUCUGGUACACUGACACACCUUUACACAGAACACACCAGAUUCACUGAACCCCUCUAUCCUGGGUUUGGGUUUGAGGUUUCCUCCUCCUCAGUCACUCUGUGUCAGAUAGACGAUCAACACAAUCAAAGCGACCAUGGUGGAGAGUGUUGGAUCAAGCCUGGACCUGAGACAUGGAUUCCUCAGAGCUGUAAGACUUGUGACCAUGUUGAGGACUCCACACACUGGCUUCAGAUUGAACCCUUGACUUCCACUGUCCAGGGAGUGACAAUGUUCAGGCACAGGACACCCAGAGGGAGUUAUGAGUGCACAGUGUCUGGGCUCCGCUGGCUGUGUGAGAGAGAUGUCAUUCUGAAGUAUCACUUCAGGAACUGGGAACCCUACAGUCAACUUCUGAAAGACAUGCAGUACACUCAAGGUGGUCCAUUGCUGGAUAUCACUAUGGAGUUAGGUGAACUGGAGGAAGUUCAUCUGCCACACUUUGUCUGUUUAGGGACCAACCCUUCCCUGAGGAAUGAGAUGAAGAUUCUUCAUGUAGAGGAACAUGGAGUAUCUUUAGAGAAAGUGCAUGAGGUCACCAGAUUCCAUGCUAAGAUUCUCCAUCCCAAGUUCUCAGCUAUCUCUGUUAUACUGAGCUAUAUCCUUUCUUGGAAUGUAGAUGUCCACUGUGAGCUGAUGCUCUAUCUGACAGUGAAAAGGGAAACAUUAAUUCCACGCCUGUACCUGUUCCCCAGUAACCCCGGCCAGAUACAGGUGAGGUAUCAUUAUUAUAGAGAUGACCUUAACUAA
Oncorhynchus masou masou (cherry salmon) is the source of this 4311-nucleotide messenger RNA. Its product is annotated as NACHT, LRR and PYD domains-containing protein 3-like. Gene Ontology annotation, molecular function: protein binding. The record is from RefSeq and is a predicted model, not a curated record. Gene Ontology annotation, biological process: intracellular signal transduction. NCBI's taxonomy places the organism in Eukaryota, Metazoa, Chordata, Actinopteri, Salmoniformes, Salmonidae. Bases 112 to 4311 code for a protein of 1399 amino acids. The transcript is spliced from 15 exons.